This is a messenger RNA of Oldenlandia corymbosa var. corymbosa, 270 nucleotides long. Lineage: Eukaryota; Viridiplantae; Streptophyta; Magnoliopsida; Gentianales; Rubiaceae. The record is from the annotation of a GenBank genome assembly.
AUGGAAAGCACAGAGGCAACAUUUCCAGAAGCUGAUGUCGAAAAGGAGUUGAACCCCGCCGCGAACCAGAAGGUUGAGGUUGAUCCUGUCUCUGCAGAAGUUGCAACUUCAUUGCAGAUAAAAGAACAAAUUGAUGCAGCCGAUAAACAGAAAGCAAAGGAGAAGAAAGAUGGCUUGGAAACGCUGAAGUCAGGCAUCAUUGUUUCAGGAAUUGCCAUAGCUGUGGCCGGAGCUGUUUUUGCCAUUGUCAAAAAGCUAAAAGAGAAAUGA